This is a messenger RNA of Clunio marinus, 201 nucleotides long. The record is from the annotation of a GenBank genome assembly. NCBI's taxonomy places the organism in Eukaryota, Metazoa, Arthropoda, Insecta, Diptera, Chironomidae.
AUGUCGGUGAACAGAUUAAAAAACCACACAAAUUUCGGAUUCAAACUUACUUAUCACCGACAUUCUGUGAUCACUGUGGAAGUAUUCUCCAUGGGCUGUAUAAUCAAGGACUUCGGUGUUCAGUCAGAAAAUUAUCAGAUAGAAUUUCAAAAGAAUUUAAGAAACAAAAAAAAAUUGAGUAAAUGUCAAAAACGUUCUUAG